Egretta garzetta (little egret) is the source of this 2913-nucleotide messenger RNA. RefSeq names its product solute carrier family 44 member 5 (gene SLC44A5). Gene Ontology annotation, cellular component: membrane. Gene Ontology annotation, biological process: transmembrane transport. The transcript is spliced from 24 exons. Gene Ontology annotation, molecular function: transmembrane transporter activity. NCBI's taxonomy places the organism in Eukaryota, Metazoa, Chordata, Aves, Pelecaniformes, Ardeidae. Bases 1 to 2397 code for a protein of 798 amino acids. The record is from RefSeq and is a predicted model, not a curated record.
AUGUCUCACUCGCUGGCAAACUUCAAGCUGGACUCGCUGGAUGAGUACGAAUGCUACGUGUUUGCAGCAAAUAUCAAGCUGGACCAGCCAGCAAUUAGGCAGCCCCUGAGGCAGGCUCUAGGGUACAAUGGGAUUCAUGCCAGGGUACUGAAAGAGCUGGAUGAUGUUAUUGGGGGACCUCUCUCCAUUAUUUUUCAACAAUCUGGGGAGUCUAGAGAGAUCCUAGUCAACUGGAAGCUGGCAAAUGUUGUCCCAGUUUUCAAGAACAGGAAGAAGGAAGACCCUGGUGAACCAAGGAAAUUUGACCCAAAGUUCAGAGGACCUAUUCAUAACAGGCACUGUACAGACAUUAUUUGCUGUGUGAUCUUCAUAGUUGUCAUUCUGGGUUACAUUGCAUUAGGAAUUGUGGCUUGGGUGCACGGUGACCCCAGGAAAGUGAUUUAUCCAACUGACAGCUAUGGGCAGUUCUGUGGUCAGAAAGAUACCCUCAAUGAGAACAAGACCAUUUUGUUUUACUUUAACAUUCUGAAAUGUGCCAGCCCCGUAGUGUUAAUAAACCUACAGUGCCCUACAACACAGCUUUGUGUCUCAAAGUGCCCAGACAGGUUUGCAACCUACAUUGAUGUUCAGGCUUCCUACAGAUAUAAACCAGAUCAGUGGAAUUACUACAAGCAGUUUUGCAAACCUGGUUUUAACAAUCCUCGCAAGUCUGUUGCUCAAGUCCUACGUGAUGAAGAUUGUCCUUCGAUGAUCAUUCCAAGCAGGCCUUUUCUUAAGAGAUGCUUCCCAGACUUCUCCACGAAGAAUGGUGUGCUAACCGUGGCAAAUCAGACUACGUUCAAAGAUGGAAGAGGGAAAACAAGAAAUGUAACUGAUCUCAGGGAAGCUGCAAAUGGCAUCAAUAAUGUCCUGGAUGCAAGAUCAGUUGGAAUGAAAAUAUUUGAAGACUAUGCCAUUUCUUGGUAUUGGAUUUUAAUUGGGCUGUUCAUUGCAAUGAUUGUGAGUCUGCUCUUCCUUGUGUUACUGAGGUUCAUGGCUGGGGUCCUCUUCUGGAUUUUCAUCUUUGGUGUGAUUGGAAUUAUAGGAUAUGGCAUCUGGCAUUGUUACUGGGAGUAUGAUCAUCUUAAAGGAAUACCUGGGUCUGACCUCACUGUUUACGAUAUUGGAUUCCAGACAGACUUCAGAGUGUACCUGCAACUGAGGCAAACAUGGUUAGCAUUUAUGAUACUACUUUGUGUUGUUGAGGUCAUAAUCAUACUGAUGCUGAUCUUCCUAAGGAAUCGGAUCCGAAUUGCUAUUGCACUGUUGAAGGAAGGCAGUAGGGCUAUUGGCUAUAUAAUGUCUACGUUGUUCUACCCAAUCGUCACCUUCACACUCAUUGCAAUUUGUAUUUCCUACUGGGCUGUGACAGCUGUUUUUCUGGCUACAUCAGGAGAACCUGUGUAUAAAAUAAUGGCUAAUCAAACACUGUGCAAGUAUGCAAACCUGACUUGUGACCCAGAGACUUUUAACACAACCAAUGUGACUAAAGUGUGUCCAGGUGCUCAGUGUACUUUUGCUUUUUAUGGAGGAGAAAGCCUGUACCAUAAGUACAUCUUCAUCUUCCAGUUAGCCAAUGCCUUUGUCUUUCUCUGGCUGGUGAACUUUGCAAUUGCACUGGGUCAGUGUACCCUUGCUGGUGCCUUUGCCUCUUAUUACUGGGCCUCUCGAAAACCAGCUGAUAUUCCACUGUGGCCACUCUUCUCUUCAUUUGGACGAGCAAUACGAUACCAUACAGGUUCGCUGGCAUUUGGAGCCUUAAUUCUUGCAAUUGUCCAGCUUAUUAGAGUAAUACUGGAGUACUUGGAUCACAAACUGAAAGGUACACAGAACGCCUUCACUAGAUUUCUACUCUGCUGCCUCAAAUGCUGUUUCUGGUGUUUGGAAAAAUUCUUAAAAUUUAUAAACAGAAAUGCCUACAUCAUGAUUGCCAUAUAUGGUAAAAACUUCUGUACCUCAGCAAAGGAAGCAUUCUUUUUGCUCAUGCGGAAUGUGGUGAGGGUUGCAGUUCUGGACAAAGUUACAGACUUUCUUUUAUUCCUGGGGAAAAUUCUUGUUGCUGGUGGUGUAGGUGUUCUUGCGUUCUUUUUCUUCACACAGAGAAUACCAGUCUUUGCACAGGAAGCACCAACAUUAAAUUACUACUGGGUACCAUUGUUGACAGUCAUUAUUGGCUCCUACCUAGUUGCACACGGGUUCUUCAGCGUCUAUGCAAUGUGCGUCGACACGCUUUUCCUCUGCUUUUGUGAAGACCUGGAAAGAAAUGAUGGAUCUACAGCAAAACCCUACUUCAUGUCAGCUAGCCUUCACCGAAUUCUAGGGAAGAAGGAACUAAGCCCUAAGAAGGCAGCGGGAUAACAUACACUAAACCUCAACAUCAAAACAGUGUCACUUUUAAGCAAAACGUGUACAAAGUAGGCAAAAGUAAAAACUGUAAAUGAUGCUUCUGGUUAAUGGGUGAUUCUUUUUUCCUUUUGCUGAUAUCUAAAAAAAAUGGGCAACAUUGGUAACAUUUAACUAGUUUAAAUGCUUAAACUAACAGCUGUGAAAACAAGGCCACGUUUUAGUUUAUAGAGUGCCUAUGAAAAGGAAAAUGUAAAUUUGAAGCUUUUUUAAAUCUAUAAUGAUGUUUUAAUAACUUUUGUAACACAAGUUGCUGCCUUAGAUGACAGCAGUUUUGAUAAUGUUUCUUUUUAUAAGUGUAUAUUUGUAAAAGAAAUUCAGGCAAUUUUUUGAAAGCACUACCAUAUAACCUAAUUAGCCAUAAAAAGAUAGUUCAAGACUCUCUAGUUAACCAGGAGAUGGUACUAAAUUUGUAAAUAUGGUGCUAUGAUUGUAUUUUUUUGUACAAGCUGGUUCACAGCUAUUUAAACU